Messenger RNA from Clavispora lusitaniae ATCC 42720, 1698 nucleotides. RefSeq names its product signal recognition particle subunit. Gene Ontology annotation, biological process: SRP-dependent cotranslational protein targeting to membrane. Gene Ontology annotation, molecular function: signal recognition particle binding; endoplasmic reticulum signal sequence receptor activity; 7S RNA binding. Gene Ontology annotation, cellular component: signal recognition particle, endoplasmic reticulum targeting. The record is from RefSeq and is a predicted model, not a curated record. NCBI's taxonomy places the organism in Eukaryota, Fungi, Ascomycota, Pichiomycetes, Serinales, Metschnikowiaceae.
AUGUCAAUCGCAAGCCCUUUGGGGUCUACAUUUGGUGCUCGGUUGAGCGACUCGCUUACAAGCCCUGAGGAUUUCCGCAAAUGCAGAAGGCGGUUAAACAAAAGCUUGUGUAAGUUGCGCCACAACUUAAAGAUUGUCUCACACAAGACGGAGUCUUACAAUCCUCCAAAGGUGGGAGCAGAGCAAUAUAACGCCGACCAAAGGUAUGGGGAUCUCCUUCUUUUGCUCGCAGAAAGAUACAGCUUGCAUGCCUUGGAGGCCAAGAGCUUUCUUGAAAUUGGCGUUGACGGUACAAAAUACUACAAGCAAUUGAUGAGAAACAAGUUACAAAGAGCAGCAACCACGACAGAACAGUUGAUUGAGAUGACUAAAGAUGAACAAUCCACGAUAAAGAAGGUUGAGAUUUUUGUCUAUGCUGCCCUUACCGAAGGAGCCAAUGCUAUCUUCAGAAAACAAUGGGACAAAGCUCUUAGUGCAUACUCGCUGGCCAGAUGUGGCUUGGAACUUUUGUUGGACAUACUCACGGGAGAUGAAUCUCUGUUCAACAAAACAUUGUUGGAGGAAUUGAUCGACACUUCUGUCGAUCCUUCCUUGAGGUUAGCGCUUUCCCAAGGAACUGAAGAUACCACCGCAGAUUUGCGUACAGUUUCCAGAAAGUUUUGUCUCAAUAACUCUUUGCCUCAUUUGGCCCCUCUCAAUGACCUUAUAGUUUCAGUGAAAGAAACUUUCUUCCUGGUGCCAAAGGCUGAAGAGCUUUUCAAAACAGUGAACUGGCGUAACCAUGUUGCACAGAUUGACAACGAUGCAUUGGCUUUCCAGAUCUCGAAAUUGAUCAAGAUUGAUUGGAAAAGUUUUUCUGACUCAAAUGAUUACGAUAACAUGUAUUCGCUGUGGCAGGCGUUGGUUGAACUUCACCAAUCAGACUUGUCGAAGAACAAUGAUGAGGAUGACCCAGAAAAAGUUCAAAAUGGCGCUGUUCUUUUGACGUAUCUCAAAUAUAACAUGCUCUUUACAAAGUUGAAAAGAGAUUUGCUUCUCAUAGACCAAUUGAACCAGUCAUCGUCAACCGUUUCGCAAACUCUUCGAGCCAACAAGGAUAUCUUAAGGUUGUACGGCUCAGUGAUUUCUACAGUGGACGAACUCAAGGACUUACCUGGUGUUUACAAUGAUGAAGAGCUUUCUGAAUCGUUGGAGAACAUGGGCAACUUCUUCAAAGCUAAGCAAUCGGUAACUGUUGCAAACUCAUAUGCUCUUGCAGACAAAUUUGCGGAGGCUUUGAGUGUGUUCAUGCACCUUGAACGUGUGUACUCUGUUGAUGAACAUUUCUACAAGGUAGAUGCUUUCCCCUUCGAUGUGGCUAGCCUUGAAGAAGCCAAGGAACUAGAACAUUCUAUUGCUCGCUUGUUGAAGAAAUCGCAUGUUUUAGCUCAGUUCCAGGCUGAGACUCAGGGUCCAUCCGAGGCGCUUGUGGCUGAUGAUGUUUUCAAAUUCCCAACUUCAAGUAGAUGCUUGCAGAAUAUUGUGAAAGUGGCACAAAAAGGUAAGAUUGCUCCUGUUUUAAGCAAAGCUGUCUUGUUUGACGUUGCCUAUAAUUACAUCAGUUACACGCACGAUUCUAGUAAGCCUGUUGAUACUGAAAACAGAGAGGAAUCACAAGACAAGAAGAAGAGUGGGUUCUUUGGAAUUUUUGGUCGUUAG